Messenger RNA from Apus apus (common swift), 1443 nucleotides. RefSeq names its product BMP and activin membrane bound inhibitor (gene BAMBI). Lineage: Eukaryota; Metazoa; Chordata; Aves; Apodiformes; Apodidae. The coding region runs from base 277 to 1062 and encodes 261 amino acids. Gene Ontology annotation, molecular function: frizzled binding. The record is from RefSeq and is a predicted model, not a curated record. The transcript is spliced from 3 exons. Gene Ontology annotation, biological process: negative regulation of transforming growth factor beta receptor signaling pathway; positive regulation of canonical Wnt signaling pathway; transforming growth factor beta receptor signaling pathway.
CAGCGUCCGCCCGGGCGGCGUCUCUCGGCUGCCGAGCUGCAGCUGCUGUGCCCGCCGGUGCUCCGGGGGACGGAGCCGCCGCGGCGGAGGGAGGGGAAGGCAGAGGGGCUGCGGCCGUUCCCCCUGCAGCGGUGGCCGCGCAGCGGCUCUGCCCGCGGGCGAGCGGCUUCUGGGUGCUCCGGCGGGGCAGGGGCGGGCGGCGGCGGCUCGGCCGUGCCUGCGCUGCCGGCUGUGGCGAGCGGCGCGGCGCUGCGGGGCGGGCGGGCGGGCGGGUAAAUGGAUCGCCAUUCCAGCUACAUCUUCAUCUGGCUGCAACUGGAGCUGUGUGCCAUGGCCGUCCUGCUCACCAGAGGUGAAAUCAGAUGCUACUGUGAUGCUGCACACUGUGUUGCAACUGGCUAUAUGUGCAAAUCUGAGCUUAGUGCCUGCUUCUCCAGACUGCUUGAUCCUCAGAAUACACAUUCCCCACUUACUCAUGGCUGCUUGGACUCUAUUGCAAGCACAGCUGAUAUCUGCCAAGCCAAACAAGCACAAAACCACUCUGGCACCACCACCACGUCCACAUUGGAAUGCUGUCAUGAAGAUAUGUGCAAUUACAGAGGACUACAUGAUGUUUUGUCUCCUUCCAGGAGUGAGACUUCAGGGCAAGGGAGCAGAUAUCAACAUGACAACAGCAGGAAUCUCAUCACCAAGGUGCAGGAGUUGACCUCUUCAAAAGAGUUAUGGUUCAGGGCAGCUGUAAUUGCUGUUCCUAUAGCUGGAGGGCUAAUCUUGGUGCUCCUUAUUAUGCUGGCUUUGCGGAUGCUCAGGAGUGAAAAUAAGAGACUGCAAGAUCAACGACAGCAAAUGCUCUCCCGUUUGCACUAUAGUUUUCACGGACAUCAUUCGAAAAAAGGGCAGGUGGCAAAAUUGGACUUGGAAUGCAUGGUGCCUGUGACUGGUCACGAGAACUGCUGCAUGACCUGUGAUAAAAUGAGACAUUCAGACCUCAGCAAUGAUAAAAUUCUUUCAUUAGUCCACUGGGGAAUGUACAGCGGACAUGGGAAGCUGGAAUUUGUAUGACCAAUUAUUUUUUAAUCUGAGCUAAACUUACUCUCUGAACUCUUGAAGGCCUUUGGGUUCUGCUGGACAGGAGCACUUUAUCUGAAAACAAAAACUCUCAUAAAUCAUCUUUGAGAAAGAAAGGACCUCUGCAAACAGAAUCUUGGAUAUUUCUUUUGAAGGAUUCCAAAAGUUGUCUUAUUUGCACAGAGUAAAAUACACUCAAAUGUAUUGUUUGCUUUAAAGAUAUGAAAGCAAAAAUUAGAAGUUGUAAACACUGUCACCAGGGUUAUCUGAACUGUAGGGAGCUGAGAGCUGAGUUAUUCUAAUAAACUGUAUGCAAGCUCCUAUGUUUCCUGACUUAUUGUAAAGAUUUUUAAAAUAUAUAUAUUUUGUCUGAAA